AUGCCUGCUUCCAUAUCAUUAAUUGUGUAUAUCGUCGAACAAAAUAUAGAAGCAGUCAAUAAUUAUACAAUACAAAGAGGAAUAGGGCUUAGCCACAUACCUGAUAGAGAACCACAGCGAAUACAUUUUACAUACUUUAUUCCUGAUCCAGAAAUAACAGUUGACAGUAGUGAAGAAUCUUUUGAACCUUUAACUGGUGGCGCAUUACAAACAAAUGCAGUGUAUCUUAUCCAUGGAAAAUUCUCAUACUUGGUUAACGAUAAUUCACUUGAUCUGGUAAUUUUUUCACAUGUGCUACUUCCGAUCGACAGUGCAGAAUGUCCCGAAGCACCAAUGAUUGCUAAAUUUAUUGGAAAGGUUACGAGUGUACCAUCUGUCACUAAUAAUGGACUAAGACUUUUGGUAACAGUAUCUGAAUAUAUCCGAAAGGGAGAAAAACCAGUACAUGAAAUAAUAGUAACGCACCCCACAACUGGCAGACUUUCAAAAUCUAUAACUGCUGCUCAAAAAAAUGCAACAGUCCAAUUCACAGGAAUUUUAUUUAUAUAUGAAAGUAUUCUUUAUUGUGAUGUUUUAGAUUUCUCUUUUGUUGGAAUUCGAUCUGAUGAUUUGAUACAUUCAUAUAAUCCCUGGUCUACAAAAGAUAAAAUAACAACCAAAUCAUCAGUUGCAAAACGUAUUCAAAAAUUACACAAUGAACAAAUGUCCACGCCACCAACAAUACCAUCAUUGCCACAAAAGAAGAUUACAAGAGGCAAAAGAAAAGUUAUAGAAAAAGUGUCAACAGGAAGUAUUGCUGCAUCAAUAAUUAAGAAACGACAAGCAGACAAAAUGGAUUCGGAUAAUAAUGAACCAAAUAAAAACCAAAAAAAUUAA
Molecule: messenger RNA, 876 nt
Organism: Acaulospora morrowiae
Lineage: Eukaryota; Fungi; Glomeromycota; Glomeromycetes; Diversisporales; Acaulosporaceae
Source: the annotation of a GenBank genome assembly